Mercenaria mercenaria is the source of this 2627-nucleotide messenger RNA. Its product is annotated as neuropeptide S receptor-like. Gene Ontology annotation, cellular component: membrane. Bases 385 to 1461 code for a protein of 358 amino acids. Lineage: Eukaryota; Metazoa; Mollusca; Bivalvia; Venerida; Veneridae. Gene Ontology annotation, biological process: G protein-coupled receptor signaling pathway. Gene Ontology annotation, molecular function: peptide binding; vasopressin receptor activity. The transcript is spliced from 7 exons. The record is from RefSeq and is a predicted model, not a curated record.
AAUAUCAUAAACAACUGUUAAAUACAGCAAGUGUGGGCAGCACCGUCAUGAUGAGUAUUGGAAACCACGUAACGAAACACCUGAAGAACUCUCAGCAGACUGUUGCUGAUCAUAUUAUAGCUUACAACUACUACUACUUGUUGGGUUUAUGCCAUUUAACUGACUACUUGUUGCGGUAUUUAAAUGGAAUAGAUUGGUGCUUUAAUGCUGUGUUGUAUUUUGGAUUUUUCAUAAUUGUACUGAAAGCCUUUUGCGUGUAUUGUUUUAAAAAUAAAAAGGAGGCAUACUUUGAUAGAAACGAUAAAUAAAUUAAAGCUCUAGUGGUUUCUUUCCAUUUUAUUUUGUUACUUUUUGUCUUACUUAAAGAAAAGAAACAUCUUAAAAAUGGAAUAUAAAGACGGAGAAAAUGUUUCAGUAGACUUGAGUAAAAAUGCAACAGAUCAGACUGGAAUGGGUCAAUCUAUCGACUUUGCGCCGUUUGAUCAAGCCGCUGCUGUUGUUUCAUUCGUCCUGUUUGCAGCAAUAAUCUCCCUAAAUGGACUGGUCAUUUAUGUUCUGCUGUUCAAGAAACAGAAGAAAAGUCGUUUGUUCUACUUUGUACUCCAGCUCGCCAUAGCGGAUUUCCUCGUUGGUGUAUUUUGUGUGCUUGGUGAUGGUAUAACGAGUGCCAUGUACGGAGAGUAUCACGGAGGAGAUUUUGUAUGUAGGAUGUGGAGAUUUAGUAAAACCAUGACCAUUAUCGCCUCCAACAAUAUCCUCAUUGGUAUGAGUGUAGACAGAUUUCUGGCAAUAAAAUAUCCCUUAAAUGUCGUGCGAUUAGGAAUGUGUAGGUUUCUAGACAAGGCUAUGGUAUUAGGAGCUUGGUUUAUAAGUUUAGUUGUUGCAAGUUUCUAUAUUCCGUACAGUAAAGGGGUAAAUGCUAACGCGUCGGCAACUAACCCUAUGGAUCAAAUUGGCGAAUGUAAAAUCGAGUUUCCAGAUCACUGGUGGAAGCCGUACGGGUUAACAGUAGCAAUGAUUGUAUACAUUUUACCUACCAUUGGUAUAACUGUAUGCUAUGUUGGUAUAUGUGUCAUCAUCUGGAUGAAAUGGCGUUCAAGACUUAAGUUGUCGGAGAUUAGCACCAACGCUAGCAGUGAUAAGCUGCAAGGAGACAAAUCAUUGAAUAAAGGACUGCUCCCAAAGGCAAAGGUGAAGAGCAUAAAAAUGACCUUGGUGGUGUGUCUAGCGUUUUUUAUCUCCUGGACGCCUUAUUUUGUGACCAUACUGAUGAGUAUUUACGAACCAAAUUCGGUUGAUCCGAGAUAUUUCGUGGUCCUGGGCUCCUUAUACCCCCUCAACAGUGCCUGCAACCCUUUGAUAUUCAUCCUUUUUAACCUCAGGCUUUUCUCGUGUCGACAAAAAGAUCAACCAUCAGGGCAAUCUUAUGAAGGUAUAAGCACACAAGUGACGAGCACGUGACUAGCGACGUUGCUCUUGGCAGUGACACAAAUGUUGCACAUGCGCAAAACAAAUUCAAAUAAUUCCAGAAAUAAAAAGGAAUAUACACAGCAAUAAUGUCAUAAAUAUGUGUUAUGUGAUAGAUAAAAAACUGUAAACGCGCAAGUGCAGCGGCCGGAGCAUUUUUAAUUUACCUUUUGUGGAUUCUGCAUAAAUGUACAUCGAACAUCAUUGUCUCAUCCAGAGUUUUGACUGACUUAUGUCGAGAUAUGAUAUAUUCUCCAUUCACUCAGAACCUAUAAAUAAUGUUAUUGUAUGCUUAUUUAAACCGAAAUACGCAUUUAACAAAAAAAACAACAAAAAAACAAAUCACACUGCGAGAAACAGUUGCACGUAAACGAAUCUUAAUUCAUACGUCUUUUAACUUAAAAAGACACACAUGACAUAAGGACCCAAAUUUAUUCAAUGCAUUUUUAUUAUUUGCAAAUAAAAUGAAAUAAGUCUCGUUAAGAUUUUAAUCGAAAUAUUUUCUAUAGAGAGCAAAGCAUAACAAUUUUCGAAAAGUUAGAAAUUCACACGUACUUGUAAUAUACAAGUAGAUCGACAAAGCUAUACACCAUUCGUAGUGAGUCAUGUGCAUUGAGUAAUAUGAUUAUAUCUCACUCACACUAUUUCAUCAAUUAACAUAAAAUAAAAUAUUUCAUUACAAUUUGCCUCUCUUCUACCUUCACACUGGCAUAGCUAUAUAUGGCAUUUUCAUCAGUUUAUAUAAAUUAUAAAUAAUUGAGAAGACUCAAUAACCACAUUGAGUUCACCAGUGAAUGGAAAUUAAUUUUCAUCGAUGUUAGAUUUUUGGUUAAACUUUGUUACAUUUUGUGGUUUCUUGGUAUCUUGGAAUUCAUUGAAUAUAUUCUACAAUAGUAUUACGCUUGUGGCGAGAGAGGUGUUGCGAAUUGCUUCUUUUAGAUUGCUCGGUUGCCUUCUAUGCUUUCAUGGGUUUUAUUAACUGCAACAUCAUCCGUCUUAAGCGGUCUUUUGGCGGCCACAAUAUACAACACCGUACUGGAAAACGGCAUUAUAGGUUUAUACAUAUCAGAAAACUAAUCAAGGUCCAAUUCAAGCAUGCAGACUGUCAUUUGUAGUAGUUCAUAUGCUUUUAUUGUUCUGAAUAAAAUAUUAACAAAGAA